Messenger RNA from Halteromyces radiatus, 392 nucleotides. RefSeq lists its product as uncharacterized. The transcript has a single exon. The record is from RefSeq and is a predicted model, not a curated record. NCBI's taxonomy places the organism in Eukaryota, Fungi, Mucoromycota, Mucoromycetes, Mucorales, Cunninghamellaceae. The coding region runs from base 59 to 262 and encodes 67 amino acids.
UCUUUUCUUUAUUUUAUACUUUUCUCAAUUUCUUUUAUUUAUUUUUUUUUCUAUUAUCAUGAGUUAUCAAUGGUGUUACUCUGCUGGCUCUUUAUGGGUCCCAUUUGAUAAUGGAACUCAAAGUCUUAUUGAAAAUUUAUGGCGACAAUCUACAGCAGCAUGGAUCUACGUAGCUUCUUUCCGGGGUCAAGCUUAUGUCAAUGGACCUGGUCUUUACGUUCACUAUGGGGGUAACAAUUACUCUAUUGCUCGACGUUGCUAAAUCAAUGACAACAAAUCGUUAUGACAAAUCAUUCAAUCUGUCCUCAUAUACCCAUAUAUAGAUACACUUUCCCUUUUGUACAAACAAUCACUACAUAUAAAUCAAUCACUUAAAUACACUGACAUUUUAU